Thrips palmi is the source of this 2496-nucleotide messenger RNA. It is a transcript of the gene Ddx1, whose product is annotated as ATP-dependent RNA helicase Ddx1. Lineage: Eukaryota; Metazoa; Arthropoda; Insecta; Thysanoptera; Thripidae. Bases 111 to 2297 code for a protein of 728 amino acids. The transcript has 14 exons. The record is from RefSeq and is a predicted model, not a curated record. Gene Ontology annotation, molecular function: ATP binding; RNA helicase activity; protein binding.
GCCCCGCAGAUGCAAGACGGGUGUUGUGGUGUUGUGUUGAGCACCGGCUUCAGAAAUCGCGUUCAACUAACGAAGUUUCGCAGUUUCGUUUUCUUCGCCAUCACACCAUCAUGACAGCGUUUGAAGAGAUGGGUGUACUCCCCGAGAUCGGGAAAGCUGUCGAAGAAAUGGACUGGAUGUUGCCAACUGAUGUCCAAUCUGAAGCGAUACCUCUCAUUCUCGGCGGUGGCGAUGUUUUGAUGGCAGCAGAGACUGGAAGUGGCAAAACUGGUGCUUUCUGCUUGCCCAUUCUUCAAAUUACAUGGGAAGCCUUGAAGGACUUAGAAAGUGGAAGAGGACAAAAAGCAGGAGCAGGAGACUCCUCCCUCUCAACCCCUUGGACCUUAAGCUUCUGGGAUCGUGACUCGUCUAUGGCGGUAACUCCAGAUGGGCUACGCUGCCAAUCUCGUGCCACCAACUGGCAGGGUUGCAGAGCUACUAAAGCUGUUCAAAGCUCUGGAAAGUAUUACUAUGAGGCAACUGUGACUGAUGAAGGAUUAUGUAGAGUGGGCUGGAGCACUCCUCAGGCUGUGCUGGAUCUUGGAACAGAUCAAUGGGGAUAUGGGUUUGGUGGUACAGGCAAAAAAUCGAACAACAAAAACUUUGAUUCCUAUGGUGAAUCAUUUGGUAUUAAUGACACCAUAGGAUGCUAUUUGGAUUUAGACAACGGCGAAGUCUCAUUUAGUAAAAAUGGCAAGCACCUUGGUAAAGCUUUCAGCAUAGCAGAUAAUGCAAGGAACAAGACUUUUCACCCUGCUGUUGUUUUGAAGAAUGCUGAAAUGGCUUUCAACUUUGGAGCAGCUCCUUUCAAAUACCCUCAUGAAGCUGGCUUUAUUGCUUUGAGUGAGGCUCCAAAAGAGCUUGUGCGUAGCCCUGAGGCAACCCCAGUAAAAGUUGUGAAGGAUGCUCCUCAAGCCAUUAUACUCGAGCCUUCCAAAGAGUUAGCAGAUCAGACAUUUAACCAGUUGAAUCUGUUUAUGAAGUUUGUGGACAAGCCUAAAGUGCGUACAGCACUUGUAACUGGGGGUGUCAGCGUCAAUGAAAAUAUUUCUGCUUUAACCAAAGGAGUUGAUAUUGUUGUUGGGACGCCAGGGCGAUUGGAGAGUCUUAUUUCCUCAGGCCAUCUCUCAUUAAAAGCUUGUCGCUUUUUUGUUCUUGACGAAGCAGAUGGUCUCCUCAAGCAGGGCUAUGCUGACCUCAUUAAUAACUUACAUCGCCAAAUCCCCAAAGUUACUGCUGAUGGUAAUAGACUUCAGAUGAUUGUUUGCUCUGCUACUCUCCAUGACUUUGAUGUUAAGAAAAUGGCGGAACGAUUAAUGCACUUUCCCACUUGGGUUGAUCUGAAGGGGGAGGAUGCUGUCCCAGAAACUGUUCAUCAUGUUGUGGUCAAAGUAGAUCCACAACAAGAUCGUUCAUGGGAAACCUUACGAAAACACAUUUUGACUGAUGGGGUUCAUGUCAGGGACAAUGUUCGCCCUGGCAAUAAUACUGCAGAGACUCUGUCAGAGGCUGUCAAAAUGAUGAAAGGAGAAUACUGUGUUAAAGCCAUUGAUGAGCAUAAGAUGGACAAAGCUCUUGUGUUCUGCCGCACUAAAUUGGAUUGCGACAAUUUGGAGAAGUACUUCAAUCAACUAGGAGGAGGUCCACGCAAUCCCUCAAAUCCAUACUCUUGUGUAUGCCUCCACGGAGAUCGCAAGCCAGCUGAACGUAAGGAAAACUUGGAGGCUUUUAAACAGGGCAAAGUCAAAUUUCUGAUCUGUACUGAUGUUGCUGCUCGUGGUAUUGAUAUAAAUGGACUGCCGUUUAUGAUUAAUGUAACUCUUCCUGAUGAAAAAUCAAAUUAUGUUCAUCGCAUUGGCCGAGUUGGAAGAGCAGAGCGCAUGGGUCUUGCGAUCUCACUUGUCUCGACAGUACCCGAGAAAGUAUGGUUUCAUGGUGAAUGGUGUCCCUCCCGAGGUCGCAACUGCUCUAAUGCUCGAUUAACUAAUGAAGGGGGAUGCUGCAUUUGGUACAAUGAACACCAGUAUUUGGCGGAUAUAGAAGACCAUCUAAAUGUCACAAUUCAGCAAGUUGGUGCAGAUGUAAAGGUACCUGUUGACCAAUUUGAUGGGAAGGUUGUGUAUGGUCAAAAGAAGCUUAAUACUGGUAGUAGUUAUGAAAAUCAUGUGUCACAAAUGGCACCCGCCGUUCAAGAUCUGGCCCAACUAGAAAGCAAGGCCCAACUGAUUUAUCUGAAAAGACAUUUCUGUAAGGCUUGAUCUCGCUCAAAAAUAAUUCACUGUCCUUGGUUACAAGUUAAGCUGUUUCCAUCUCCUUUCCCCUCAUACUAUCAAUUAUGUGUUGUAAUUGAUAAAUUAUGAUUGCUUUUGUUAAUUUUGUUUUGUGUUUUUACUGGCUAAAAAUACUAAUGUUACCUCAGUACUUUAGUAAUAACAUUAUCUCAUAGGUUGUAUUGCA